CUACCUGGUAUAUCUGACUGAUUUGGUUUACCAGCUUGAAGUGUUACAGUAAUGCAAUGAUUAAUCCGUAGGAAGAGCAACACGAACACAUGCUGAAAUGUUGCAAUCUUCUCUGACGUACUGACGCGUAAACGUCGGUUUGGGGGACAAAAAAUAAAAGGAUUUCCGGUCACAUCACAUCACAUCACAUUAGUCCAGUGCUAAAGCACUGAGUGACUGAGGAUAAUACAGGAAGAGACGGGUCUUUUUACACCACAAGGAAGACAUGAAAAGUGAAUAUCAACAGAUAGAUGCUCAUGCGCUCGCGACACCGGCACCUGGACACACAGCAGCUCCUUCGAGUCCUUGCCUAGAACAGAAGCCCACGCGCAUCAAGAGGAAAUGGGAAGUGUUUCCGGGAAAGAAUCGAUUUUACUGUGAUGGUCGGAUAAUGGUGGCACGUCAAAGCGGUGUUCUUCCUCUCACCAUGGGGCUCAUCCUCAUCACCAGUGGCUUAUUCUUCGUUUUUGAUUGUCCCUUCCUGGUCAAACACUUGACAGGCUGCAUCCCAGUGAUUGGUGGAGUCCUUUUUGUCUUUGUAGUCAUCUCUCUUCUUCAGACCAGCUUCUCAGACCCUGGCAUUCUACCGAGGGCGACACCUGAGGAAGCAGCGGACAUCGAGAAACAGAUUGAUAACCCCAACGGUUGUACCUCAUCCUAUCGGCCCCCUCCUCGCACCAAGGAGGUCGUUAUUAACCAGCGGGUCGUUAAGCUAAAGUACUGCUUCACCUGCAAGAUCUUCCGGCCGCCGCGCACCUCCCACUGCAGCUUAUGUGACAACUGUGUGGAGCGGUUUGAUCACCAUUGCCCCUGGGUAGGAAACUGUGUGGGAAAGCGCAACUAUCGCUUCUUCUACAUGUUCAUCGUCUCGCUGUCCUUUCACACCGCCUUCAUCUUCGGCUGUGUGACCACGCACCUGGCUCUGAGGUCACAAGAUGGAAGAGGAUUGGUGUUUGCUCUCCAGGCGAGUCCUGCCAGUGCUUUAGAGCUGGUGGUUUGCUUCUUCUCGGUUUGGUCUAUUUUAGGCCUCUCGGGAUUCCACACUUACCUGGUUGCUGCUAAUCUCACCACAAACGAGGAUAUAAAAGGUUCCUGGUCAGGGAAGAAUGGGAAUGAGGAAAGUGGGAAUCCUUAUAGUUCUAACAACAUUUUGAAAAACUGCUGCUCAGUGCUGUGUGGGCCGAUGCCUCCCAGUUUGAUAGAUAGAAGAGGCUUAGUGCCGCAGGAGGACGUUGCCCACGCUGGUCCCACAGAGCUCGGGUUUCCUUCUACAAAGAACGAUAUCAACAUGGUAGGACGUGUGUCUGUAUGAGGUCAUGCUCUUCACCCAUUUCUUCUUCCCUAACCUCUCGGUAAUCUCCCCUUCACAUUCAGAGCCACUCUACAGCCUGACCGAUCACAUGCCUGCCCCAAACCAAGCAUCUAUACCUUCCCUGGAUCAAUCAUAGGACUUGACUUUUUGUUCCGUAUUUUGCCUUUUCAGCAUGUGAAACGCUGCUCCUAUUAAUUAUCAAUACCAAACUCUAUACCACCGCUCAGAGGCAGGACACAAGGUUCAUAUUGGUUGAGUCCUUUAUAAUUUGAGGAACUUCCGCCUCGAGCUGCUAGCUUGACUCGACGACACGUCGUCACGUACUUCAGGACUCUGAAAUGCAUUUUCUUAACGGAAAGAGGAAACGAAACCUGUCACCGUUCGCAAAUUUAUUUCAUAUCUGGGGGGGGGGGGAUGAACUCGUGACCCGACUGCUUAUCAUAGGUUGGGUUGCGUUGCGUUGAUUACUGUAAAGAGAGUACUGUAGGUGUGGUACAGCUGGUACCGUAUCUGAUAUAAUGGUAUUGCACAAAGCUGAGGGGAAAAAAUAGAGCUACUUUUUAUAUCAGAACAUGUUUACAUCUUAGCUCAGGGUUUUUUUGGUGCAGUCUGUAGAUUGUUUCACUAGAGGCUGCUCUUUUUCUAGGGGUUUGUCAGUCACUGUCAAUAUAAAGAUAUAAAGUGCAGUAUUAUUUGGCACAUCACCUCACAAAAGUCUUAUUGUUUACAGUUAGCAAACAUUAAGUCAAUAAUCUCGUAACUGUUCGUUUUGUUUGUUUUUCUUUCCCAAACUCGUCCUGUUUUUUUUUUUUUCUUCAACCUCAGAAUUAGUGCACUAUUGAAAUACUGUACACUUGUUAACAAUUCAGGCUGUCUACUUGACUGUACAUAUAGUUACUUCUUAUUAUUAUCAGGGGACAGCAUGCUAAUAGGAAUCAGAAUACAGAAGGCUUCCUGUUUAAAACUUGAUCUAGAUAUGAGCGUACGAGUGGAGCGUAAGAGAUACGCUUCACUGUUGAUGUCUUUGGAACCCGCCUUAGAUGCCUUAUGUACUAUGAUUGUGCUAGAAAGAGAACCUCUGCUUAUAAUUAGCUCAUUGCCUCUAUUCUAGAUUCAGUACUAUUUUUUUAUUUUUAUUUUUUGGAGACUUGCUUCGAAACAAAGCGUUUGUAAAAUAUUUUGUAUGUCUUUCUAUUUAUCUAAUGGUUCAUGCUAUUUGUUUGUGUCUAUUUUUUUAAUCUAUAUUUUACAAUUGUUAAAUAAACUCUAAUUGAAAAACA
This is a messenger RNA of Tachysurus vachellii, 2631 nucleotides long. RefSeq names its product zinc finger DHHC-type palmitoyltransferase 18b (gene zdhhc18b). NCBI's taxonomy places the organism in Eukaryota, Metazoa, Chordata, Actinopteri, Siluriformes, Bagridae. The record is from RefSeq and is a predicted model, not a curated record. Gene Ontology annotation, biological process: peptidyl-L-cysteine S-palmitoylation; protein targeting to membrane. Gene Ontology annotation, cellular component: Golgi apparatus; endoplasmic reticulum. Gene Ontology annotation, molecular function: protein-cysteine S-palmitoyltransferase activity. The transcript has 8 exons. The coding region runs from base 266 to 1351 and encodes 361 amino acids.